UACACAUCGUCUGUAAAGCUCCUUUUAAGGAAGGUGUUGGAGGAACAAACAAAUCCAGAGGUCUUUAAUCGCUGUAUGUCCUGCUGAAGGCUGAAGCUUUUCUAUUCUGCCAAUUCUGGAGGCUGAGCUUCCAUUUGAUCCAUCUGUGUUUGUGUGUUGGAGUUAUCCUGGGGCCUCAAGGCUUUCCACCGGAUGAACUGCAGCCAUGGAGGUGGCACUCGUAGACUUUGAGAGCCUGGGCAUGAAUGACAGUCUUGAGGAUGAGAUGGACAGCUUUGCCGAUGAGACCACGGCUCUCACUGUGGACAUGCCCCCAGAACACAGCAGCCUGGCCAGCAGCUGUAACCUUCGUGCCCCUCAGCUUACCUCAGCGCCCUCCCAUCACAGUCCUGUCCACAACUGCGCUUUGGAUUCCUCACCAUCUGCACAAAUACUGGGUGCACCCCAGUCCCCAACAAUGACAACUACAAGAAUGCAUGGACGCCCUAGUUGUGCCAGUAUGAUCUCCAAUUGGAAAAUGCUGCUGAGCAGCGAUAGCAAUAAGGAGAGUGAAACCAUUUUCAAGCGGCUUACUAAGGAGUGCUGCGAGGAUCUGUUUGCCGAUAAACAAGGGCUAGAGGAUGGAGACCAGAAAGUCAUCAUUAAUAUUGCCGGUCUUCGUUUUGAGACACAGCUCAAAACAUUGGACCAGUUUCCUGAAACACUGCUAGGAGACCCUGCAAAGAGGAUGGACUACUUUGAUCCAAUGAGGAAUGAGUACUUCUUUGAUCGAAACCGACCUAGCUUUGAUGGAAUCUUAUAUUACUAUCAAUCAGGGGGUAAGAUUCGACGUCCAGCGAAUGUUCCGUUAGAUGUGUUUGCAGAUGAAAUUAUUUUCUACGAACUUGGAAGCGAAGCCAUGGAACAGUUCAGAGAAGACGAGGGGUUUAUUAAGGACGUUGAGGUCCCAUUGCCGACUAAUGAUUUAUAUAAGCAAUUCUGGCUCUUAUUUGAGUACCCAGAGAGCUCUAAUGCAGCCCGAGGUGUAGCCCUAGUGUCCAUUAUUGUUAUUGUCAUCUCCAUUGUUAUUUUCUGCAUGGAAACACUGCCAGAGUUUCGUGAUGAAAUUGAUCCAAUUGUGCCAGUGGUGGUACAACACUUCAACAAAUCGGCAGGUUACAGUUCUGCAUCUCCACCCAAUGUAAAGAUCACAACUUUAACAGAUCCCUUUUUUAUUCUUGAGUCUGCCUGUAUUGGCUGGUUCUUCUUUGAACUUUUAGUGCGAUUUCUGGUAUGUCCUAGCAAAAGGAAAUUUUUCCAUAACCUCAUGAACAUUAUUGACCUCAUAGCCAUCAUCCCUUAUUUUAUUACCAUCAUCACAGAAAUGGCCACCGCUACACAUGAGAGUUCAGGACAGAACAUGUCUUUAGCCAUUUUGCGCAUCAUCCGACUGGUUCGGGUUUUUCGUAUAUUCAAACUCUCUCGUCAUUCAAAGGGGCUGCAGAUUCUAGGACAGACUCUGAAGGCCAGUAUGCGUGAGUUGGGUUUGCUCAUCUUUUUUCUCUUCAUCGGAGUCAUCCUUUUCUCCAGUGCUAUCUACUUUGCUGAAGUAGAUGAGCCUAGUACACAGUUUGUCAGCAUACCUGAUGGCUUCUGGUGGGCUGUGGUUACCAUGACCACCGUAGGCUAUGGGGAUAUGUGUCCCGUAACACUGGGGGGUAAGAUGGUGGGUACUUUAUGUGCCAUCGCUGGGGUGCUGACCAUUGCAUUGCCUGUGCCUGUCAUUGUUUCAAACUUCAACUACUUCUACCACAGGGAGUCAGAAGCAGAGGAGAAGUUACCCGUGACAGAUGCUGCCGAGGAAGGCGCGCACGAAGACGCACAUACCAAAAAUGGGAUCAGCAAUGCAACCAAUAAGGCCAAUGGCAUGUGGAAGAGUGGCAAAGGGAAAUAGUGCAAAUGAGGAGAAAAAUGCUUUUGUGAAUAAAUAUAAAAGUAUUAUAGAGGACAUUAACUGUUUAAAG
Messenger RNA from Thalassophryne amazonica, 2003 nucleotides. RefSeq names its product potassium voltage-gated channel subfamily A member 10 (gene kcna10a). The record is from RefSeq and is a predicted model, not a curated record. Gene Ontology annotation, biological process: potassium ion transmembrane transport; protein homooligomerization. Gene Ontology annotation, cellular component: voltage-gated potassium channel complex; membrane. The transcript is spliced from 2 exons. Gene Ontology annotation, molecular function: protein binding; delayed rectifier potassium channel activity. Lineage: Eukaryota; Metazoa; Chordata; Actinopteri; Batrachoidiformes; Batrachoididae. The coding region runs from base 206 to 1933 and encodes 575 amino acids.